Messenger RNA from Mus musculus (house mouse), 1065 nucleotides. RefSeq names its product family with sequence similarity 237, member B (gene Fam237b). The transcript is spliced from 2 exons. The record is from RefSeq and is marked validated. The coding region runs from base 166 to 564 and encodes 132 amino acids. Gene Ontology annotation, cellular component: extracellular region. NCBI's taxonomy places the organism in Eukaryota, Metazoa, Chordata, Mammalia, Rodentia, Muridae.
CUCCAGAGCCGCGCCCGGAACAGAAUCACCAGCGUAGCACAAAGGGUCCCUGCUUCCAACUCCUUCAUCCCGGGUCUUCUUCUUCACUUUCCUUCUGCUUCCCGAAGUGGGACACCACGAACCUGCACGGACACCUCCUGUCUUCCAGCCAGAGGCGCAUUUGGGAUGGGCUCUGCUGUAAGGAGGUGGUUCUACCUUCCCCUGGGCUGCGUUCUGCUGUUCAGUCUCACUGAUGCUGACUUGGAAUUUCAAAAGGGAGUGCUUGCCAGCAUCAGCCCUGGCAUCACAGAGGGCAUAGAUCCCCAGUGUUGGAACACUUGCUCUCUGACGCUGAUAGACCUCAAGGAAAUCAAGAUAGAGCACAAUGUGGAUGCGUUCUGGAAUUUCAUGUUAUUUUUGCAAAAAUCUCAGCGUCCUGGGCAUUACAGUAUCUUCUUAAACAUAGCCCAGGACUUCUGGGACAUGUAUAUAGACUGCUUGCUUUCAAGGUCUCAUGGGAUGGGCAGAAGACAGGUGCUAUCUUCCAAGUAUAAUUCCCACAGAAAAUGGCAGGACGUGAUCUGAAGGUGUACCUACGCAAGUAGUGAUGUUGCUUUAUUAAAAAUUCUCCACUUAGUUCGAUUAUUUCAGGUUUGUCAAAUAAGCUAGCAAAUUAUCAUAUUUAGUUUUUUAAAAUGUACUUUUUUAUUUUUACAUCAUGUAGAAAUCAUGAGUGCUUCAUUAUCGGUAACCUUAGAAUAUACAUUGUUAGAUCAUUAAAAUCAUCUUACUGUUACCGCAUGUGUAGUUCAUAGGAAAGCCAUACACCUUUGUAUCUAUUAAUAUUGUAAGACUUAAAUAUCAAGCUUGUGGUAGCUUUUUAAACAAAGCAUUUUCAAUGGGUUGCAUAGAAGAAUGGAAUCUUAUACUGAUUUUUCCCGAUACUAUAGAAAUUGAUUAUAAAACAUUUAAGAAGAAAAACACAAAUACCUCAAGCAAGAUGGCAACUGUGAGCAGAAUCCUGUUAGUAUUUGCCAAGUCAAAUAUUUCCUGCUAUAAAUAAAAUGAUGAUUUCCAGUUUCUUAA